Molecule: messenger RNA, 576 nt
Organism: Acanthocheilonema viteae
Lineage: Eukaryota; Metazoa; Nematoda; Chromadorea; Rhabditida; Onchocercidae
Source: the annotation of a GenBank genome assembly
AUGGCGAAAGCGACAAAAUGUACCGAUGGCUUAGCACAACGUUGUUUACCAAAUACAUCAACUGCAUCCGCUACUUCCACCAACGACUUUAAUAAACCAUGGUUUUUAUUGCCAAAACGUAAUACUGGUAGAGGGGCUCGUCCAAAAAAAGAGUUUAUUUGUAAAUUUUGUAAUCGGCAUUUCACCAAAUCAUAUAAUUUAUUAAUACAUGAACGUACGCAUACCGACGAACGACCAUAUGAAUGUGAUAUUUGUGGCAAAGCCUUUCGUCGACAAGAUCAUCUACGAGACCACAGAUUUAUUCAUUCGAAGGAUAAACCAUUCAAAUGUGAUAUAUGCCAGAAAGGAUUCUGUCAAUCACGCACGCUUCAAGUUCAUCGAAUUUCACAUAGCAAUUCAUUAGAUGGAGAACAGAGAAGAUCACGAAAAGUUCAAAAUAACGCCAUGAAUUCCCAAUUAGAUAAUAAUGUUCAGAAUGAACAAAAUGGUACUGUCAGGAAGAACAUGGUUUUCACCAGUCGUGUUACAAAGUCAUCAGGACUAGGAAACAUUUCAACCGCCACCUCAUCAUCAUGA